AUGAAUGCCUAUAAAGCAUCCUCGUUUGCGCUCAGACGAGCAAGCCAAGUUCUAUGCAUUUCCGGGUCAUUGUCGCGGCGUCAAUUUCACAUUUCGAGACGAGCGAAUACGGUCAAACCAUUUCUUCUGGCCGAUAUUGGUGAAGGCAUCACAGAAUGUCAAUUGAUACAAUGGUUCGUUCAACCGGGCGCUCGCGUCGAGCAAUUCGACAAAUUGUGCGAAGUGCAGUCCGACAAAGCCAGUGUUGAGAUCACUAGCCCUUUUGAUGGAGUGAUCAAGCGUUUACAUUACGAGCCAGACGAUAUGGCUAUUACGGGCAAGCCACUCGUUGACUUCGACAUACAAGAAGAUAUAAAUACUGCUGUCGAUGUUGGAUUGGGCGACGAUCACAACGCUUCCAAGGCCCCCGCUGCGAGCAGUCCGACAAAACUCAAGGAUUCCGAUAGUCCCAGAUCUCCACCUGCAGCUACGCAGCGUGAGGCGAGCCAACGAGGACCACUAAACAAUGGUUCAAGACCAAGCAGAGGUGACAUGGGUUCUCUUGCGACGCCUGCAGUGAGACACCUCAUAAAGGAGCUAGACGUGAAAAUAGCGGACAUUAAGGGCUCGGGCAGGGACGGACGUGUACUCAAGGAGGAUGUCCAAAAUCAUGUUGCAAGGCGAUCACAGCAGGUCCCUACGAGCACGAUCGAGCAUACGGAGGUCAGGCCAGAUCGUACUCAGCCACUCACUCCGGUACAGAACGCGAUGUUCAAGGUCAUGACACGAUCUCUGAGUAUUCCGCAUUUCUUGUACAGCUGCUCGGCGGACAUGUCAGCUAUCAGCACUUUGAGAACAAAACUCAACGCGUCGUCGUCAUCAACCUCAGAAGCGAAGAUCACACAUCUGGCCUUCAUCGUCAAGGCGGUGAGCAUUGCAUUCUCACAUCAUGCUUUGCUCAAUGCUUCACUGGAUACUUCCGACCCAAAGAAACCUGUCCUCACUUACCGUGGCUCGCACGACUUUGGCAUCGCGAUAGACACCCCAGCCGGCCUCGUCGUACCUGUCCUACGCAAAGUCCAGAGUCUCAGCAUAGCCGAGAUCGCGCUCGGGAUGCGCAAUCUCUCCGAAGCGGCGCGGAAUAACAAGCUUACACCGACCGACUUUGGUGGUGCCAGCUUUACCUUAUCAAAUAUCGGCUCAGUCGGCGGAGGCGUGGUCGCGCCAGUGAUUUCGGAGCCACAGGUUGCUAUUGUGGGCAUCGGAAGGAGCAGGGUAGUACCAGCAUUUGAUGGGCAGGGCCAAUUGACGAAGCGAGAAGAAUUGGUAUUUAGUUGGUCAGCAGAUCACCGAGUUGUGGACGGGGCAGAAUGUGCAAGGUGUGCGGAGCGGGUUAAGAACUUACUGGAAGAGCCAAGUUUGAUGAUGAUGGAACUGCGAUGA
Molecule: messenger RNA, 1422 nt
Organism: Dissoconium aciculare CBS 342.82
Lineage: Eukaryota; Fungi; Ascomycota; Dothideomycetes; Mycosphaerellales; Dissoconiaceae
Exons: 1
Coding region: 1-1422 (473 amino acids)
Cellular component (GO): cytoplasm; mitochondrion
Molecular function (GO): acetyltransferase activity; lipoic acid binding
Source: RefSeq, a predicted model, not a curated record